AAACAAAUAAGUGAAAACGAAAAGAAACUAGAAUAUGACAGACACACAAAGAAACUCAAUGAGUUAAACGUAGAGAAAAAGAAGAAAGAAGAACAACUGAAAGAACUAAGUACAGAGGAAUAUGCGAAAAAAGUGUCAGAAAAAGCAGCAGAAGUAGCAAAAAUGGAACAAGAUGUUAUAAAUUUGAAAAACCAUACUACUCAAUAUAAAGUACUGAAAGAUGAAGAGAUAAAACAAAAAGCCAUGAAGACAUAUAUGGAUAGCGAUGAGUAUAAAAAAGAAGUUGAAGCAAAUGUAAAGGCAGAAAAACUUUUACAGUUGCAAAACCAAACCGUACAGUAUGAAAACUUAGCACAAGAAAGUAAAAAUAACGACGCAGCCAUGCAAAAGGCAAUGAAAAGCGCAGAAUAUAUAAAAGCUAAUAAUGACUGGUUAGAUGCCCAAGCCAACGCUAAAGCAGCCCAACUUAUAGGGUCAAUAAGGACAAAAAUACAAGCGGAUGAAGACAGUUCAAAUGAAGCUUUAAUGAAUGCUGACUUUAAGAAUGCCUUCGAAGCUCUUCAUAGUAAGGUGAAACUAGUGAACGACUUCUCAUCUGGAAAGAAACUGAAGUCUGAAGGUUUCGACAAAGAGUUAAGAGAAGUAGCACAAAAUAUGACGAAAAUAACAGAUGCAGCAACGAGACAGGCAGUUCAAAGUGCCUAUGACGCCGUUAGAGCAGCUGUUGUGGAAAGUCAAGAAAAAGAGUUACAACAGACCAAAACAGACCUAGUAAAUGUUUUCUUAAAAACGAAAAGUCAGGUAGGACAUUAUGCUGCAGAUGGAACAUAUGUGCCAGCUGGUGGAACUUAUAUACCACCAAACCCUCCAAGAGAAGCACCUGCACCAGGACUACCUAAAACAUUUACAUCGUCACAUGGACACAGACACAGGCAUGCACCAAAACCAACACAACAACCAACAGUUCAAAAUCCAGCACCACAAUAA
Molecule: messenger RNA, 987 nt
Organism: Trichomonas vaginalis G3
Lineage: Eukaryota; Parabasalia; Trichomonadida; Trichomonadidae
Product: protein of unknown function, DUF4106 family
Exons: 1
Source: RefSeq, a predicted model, not a curated record